AUGGCCCCAGGGAUGUCGGGCCGCCACGGCGCCGCCCUGCUCUGCCUCUCCGCGCUGCUCGCCCACGCUGCCAGCCGCUCCCACCCGGCCAGCCCCAGCCCCCCAGGACCGCAGGCCAGCCCUGUGCUGCCGGUCAGCUACCGCCUGUCGCACACGCGGCUAGCCUUCUUCCUGAAGGAGGCGCGGCCCCAGCCGCCAGCCGCAAUCAACGGCUCCCUGCAGCGCUCAGAACCCUUCGUGGUGUUCCAGACCAAGGAGCUGCCGGUCCUCAACGUGUCCCUGGGGCCCUUCAGCACCAGCCAAGUGGUGGUGCGGGAGCUUCUGCAGCCGUCCAGCACCCUGGACAUCCCCGAGCGCCUGACUGUCAACUGGAAGGUGCGCGCCUUCAUCGUGCGCGCCCGCGUGCCCGUCUCGCAGCCGGUGGCACAGGUGCUCUUCUAUGUGGCCGGCCGCGACUGGGACGACUUCGGGGUCACCGAGCGGCUGCCCUGUGUCCGCCUGCACGCUUUCCGCGACGCACGCGAGGUGCGGAGCUCGUGUCGCCUUGGCGGGGCCUUAGCCACCUGCUUGGUGCGCGCCGAGCUGCCCCUGGCCUGGUUCGGACCCCCAGCCCCAGCCGCGCCGCCCAGCGCUCGCCGCAAGUCCCCCGACGGACUGGAGCCGGAGGCGGCGGCUGAGAGCCAGCAGGUAGAACUCUACUACACGCUGCACGCCCCCGAUGCAGCGGGCGGCUGCGGGAGCGCGCGGCGCGGCCCCGGGCCCGGAGCGGCGGCGCGCGCCGAAAGCCCCACGCAGCACCCGCUGCUGCGCAUAGGCAGCAUCAGCCUGUUCCGGCCGCCGCCGCGUAGGGCCGUUCAGGAGCAUAGGCUGGACAGCAACCUGAUGAUCCGACUGCCUGACAGGCCGCUCAGGCCGGGGGAGGUGCUCAGCAUCCUCCUCUACCUGGCACCCAACUCCUCCUCAGCUGCCAACCCCAGCGUGGAGCACUUCACACUCAGGGUGAAGGCCAAGAAGGGGGUGACCCUCCUAGGCACCAAGUCUCGAAGUGGCCAGUGGCAUGUGACCUCAGAGCUGCUGACUGGGGCAAAGCAUUCCACAGCCACUGUGGAUGUGGCCUGGGCCCAGGGCACACCCCUACCCCCCUGGGAGGGUCAGGGACCCCUGGAGAUCUUGCAGCUGGACUUUGAGAUGGAGAACUUCACCAGCCAGUCCGUGAAGCGGAGAAUCAUGUGGCAUAUCGAUUACCGAGGCCACAGUGCCGUGACUGACCUGGAGCGAGUUGUCACAGAACUGACGGUCAUCCAGAGGGAUGUGCAGGCCAUCCUGCCCCUGGCCAUGGACACAGAGAUCAUCAACACUGCCAUCCUGACAGGCCGGACUGUGGCCAUUCCCGUCAAGGUCAUCGCCAUUGAGGUGACUGGCCUCGUCCUGGAUGUUUCUGCCCUGGUGGAGUGCCAGUCUGACAAUGAGGACAUCAUCAAGGUAUCCAGCAGCUGUGACUAUGUGUUUGUGAGCGGGAAGGAGUCUCGAGGGUCCAUGAACGCCAGAGUCACCUUCCGCUAUGAUGUCCUCAGUGCCCCCCUGGAAAUGACAGUCUGGGUCCCCAAGCUACCUCUGCACAUCGAGCUCUCAGAUGCUCGCCUCAGCCAAGUGAAGGGAUGGAGGGUACCUAUCCUUCCCGACCGAAGGUCAGCUCGGGAGAGCGAAGAUGAGGAGGAAGAAGAAGAGGAACGGAGACAGAGUGCCAGCCGAGGCUGCACUCUACAGUACCAGCACGCCACCCUGCAGGUCUUCACCCAGUUUCACACGACAUCAUCUGAGGGCACCGACCAGGUGGUCACCAUGCUAGGUCCCGACUGGCUGGUGGAGGUCACUGACCUAGUCAGUGACUUCAUGCGGGUGGGUGACCCCCGAGUGGCCCACUUGGUGGACAGCAGCACGCUGGCAGGACUAGAGCCAGGCACCACCCCCUUUAAGGUUGUGUCCCCCCUGACUGAGGCUGUGCUGGGGGAGACGCUACUGACGGUGACAGAGGAGAAGGUCAGUGUCACACAGCUGCAGGCCCAGGUGGUGGCCAGCCUCGCCUUGUCCCUGCGACCCAGCCCUGGGAGCAGCCACACCAUCCUGGCCACCACGGCUGCCCAGCCCACCCUCAGCUUUGUCAAGCAGGAAGCCCUGCUGAGUCUGUGGCUCUCCUACAGUGAUGGAACCUCAGCCCCACUCUCUUUAUACAGUCCCCGGGACUAUGGGCUUCUGGUGAGCAGCCUGGAUGAGCGGGUGGCCACUGUGACCCAAGACAAGGCUUUCCCACUGGUGGUGGCCGAGGCAGAGGGGUCAGGAGAUCUGCUGCGUGUGGAGCUCACCAUCUCGGAGAGCUGCCAGAAAACCAAGCGCAAGAGUGUGCUGGCCACUACCUAUGUGGGCCUGCGAGUACACUUUGGGCGGGAUGACGAGGAUCCCACGUAUGACUACCCGGGGCCCAGCCAGCCUGGGCCUGGUGGGGGCGAGGACGAGGCCCGAGGAGCUGGUCCGCCAGGCACUGCCAUCCCUGCCAGUGAGGUUCCUGGAUUGGGCACUUCCGGCCCAGUGCCACCUACAGAAGACUACCUACCUCUGCCCACCGGCUUCCUGCAGAUGCCCCGGGGGCUGACGGACCUAGAGAUUGGUAUGUACGCACUGCUGGGGGUCUUCUGCCUCGCCAUCCUUGUCUUCCUCAUCAACUGCAUCGUGUUCGUGCUGCGAUACCGGCACAAGCGCAUCCCUCCCGAGGGCCAGACCAGCAUGGACCACUCUCACCACUGGGUGUUCCUGGGCAAUGGGCAGCCACUGCGGGUGCAAGGUGAGCUGUCGCCGCCCGCAGGGAGCGCGCUGGAAACCGUGCCUGCCUGCUGCCACGGUGACCACCACAGCAGUGGCAGUUCGCAGACCAGCGUCCAGAGCCAGGUGCACGGCCGUGGGGACGGCUCCUCUGGGGGCUCGGCCAGGGACCAGACGGAGGACCCUGCUAGCUCGCCCACCUCCAAGCGCAAGAGGGUCAAGUUCACGACCUUUACCACUCUGCCCUCGGAGGAGCUGGCCUAUGACUCAGUGCCUGCUGGCGAAGAGGAUGAGGAGGACGAAGAGGACCUGGGUUGGGGUUGUCCAGAUGUGGCCGGAACCACGCGGCCCACUCCACCCCCGGACCUGCACAAUUACAUGCGCAGAAUCAAAGACAUUGCAUAGUGGUGGCCUGGGGUGGCAGGAUAUCCCCACACAUGCGAUGGCCUCUGGCUGGGACUCAGCCUGGACCCCCCCAGCUCACAGGGACUCGGGGCAGCUGAAUGGAUUUUAUAGUCCCUGCCACCGCAGCUUUGGUCUGACCAGUUGUGGCCAGAUCCACCUUGAUCUUCUGCCCCCUGCAGGCGGAAGGCUCCUUCCAAACCCAGCGUGAAGCAGGGAGACAGUUCUGCCCUGUUCACUCUUUCCAAACCUCAUUCCAUCUUAGACAUCCCCACUGCCCCAAGGUUGAGGCACCAAGGCCAAACUUGGGGCCAGGUGGGCCCACACUGUGCCCUGCCAUGCCUCUCACAUCCCCAAAUGGUGCCCCCCUGUGCAGGGGACCCGAAUGGGGUCUUGUGUCACAGGCUGCACAAAGACUUUUUCUUAAACCGAUAUUCAGGGAUUUCUGUCCUGCAGGGUGGGAAGUAGUGGCUGCCUGCCUUGCCAAGGAUCUUGCUGCAGACAAAACAUUUGGGUGGGUAUUGGGGGACAGCUGUGAUGUCUGCUGGUUUCUGGGUGUCUCCCAAGCCUGGAGCCGACUGCAGAGGGUCCAGUGCAAAGUAGACACUUUCCCAUGGCUUCCUCUGCCCUUUAGCCUACGAGAGGGCCCAAGUGAGAGGGGUUUUCAUAUCUCUCUGGCCAAACCAUACCCACACAGCAAGCGCAGUGGGUGAUGUGCAGCCUGUCCCCACAGCAAGGUCAACACUACUGCGCCUUAGCCUGGGCUCUGCUCACUCCUGCUUCCCUCCACACCAAAGGGCAGGCAGCCACAGCCAGUGUCCCUGAGAUGGAGGAGGCCACCUGGGAGUAUUGCAAGGGCCCAUUGGGUGGGUGAAGGCAGAAAGGAGCUGCUGUUGCUCUGCGCCUUCCCCCAUCCCCCCAGCCUCACCUCUUGGGUUCUACCCACCACUGUGUCAGUUUUUCAUAAAUAAAUGGAAGGCAUCAGCCUAGCUUGGGGACAACAGCUCCCUU
Messenger RNA from Peromyscus eremicus (cactus mouse), 4230 nucleotides. It is a transcript of the gene Tmem132e, whose product is annotated as transmembrane protein 132E. The record is from RefSeq and is a predicted model, not a curated record. Bases 1 to 3222 code for a protein of 1073 amino acids. Lineage: Eukaryota; Metazoa; Chordata; Mammalia; Rodentia; Cricetidae. The transcript has 9 exons.